AUGGCAUCUUCAGAAGAACCAGUGAGUCUUCCCCGUUAUCUGCCCAACCACCACAACCCGCGACUUGGGCUAACAAAUCCGCCUCAGGUGCACCCUUUGCGCAUCUCCAAGGGCUCAACAGGCUCGACGGGCUCUCCCCCUCCCAAGGUCCCCCGUGCCCUCUCAGAAUUGUCCCCUUCGGACCACAGGAGGAACUCUCCGAGCUGGAAACAGCCGUCCAAGAAGAUGACUCUGAACACCGACUCGUCUCCAUUCCAGUCGUCGCCAUUGGAGACCACCACAUCACCUAGGCUCUUCUGGCAGAAGCGCAACCUGGACUCCAUCAGCACCGAAAACCAACACCUCUAUGCCGGUCGCCACGGCUCGCCCUCACCAACCCGUCGCACAUCCAUCGAGCGCCUUCAAAAGGCUUCGCGCGUCAAAAAUAGCAACAUCCUGGCUCUGGAACAGAAGCAGGAGUACGACCCUACGAGAGUGCCCCAGAUCGAACGCCCUCUCGCUAACUACCAGGGGAACGCCUAUGGCUCGACUGGAGCCCCGACUGCCAUCAUCAACGGGCUGAGGUCUUCGGACUCUCUCAACAGAGGCUUCGGCCAUCAGCGCAAUAACAGCAGCAAGUCGGGCAUCCCCAUCUUCAGCCCGGCAACGAGCCCGACCAAGGCUUCUGGCGACACAACCCCAAUGCAGGAGACCUUCUCCAGCCCCCCGAAGAGCCCGGGCAAAGACCAGUCGUCGCCCAUCAAGUCCUCUCUCUCCAAGAGCAACUUCAAGAGCAGCUUCGAUCCCGAGACCGGCACAUGGUCGGCCGACACAUCCUUCGACGACCGCGAGCUUCCCUCGGGCAAGUCGUUGCACCGACAUGCCAAGAGCGUCACCUUCGACGCUGCCCCUCCUCAGAUCAACGAGUAUGAGAUGGCCACACCAGACAUCUCCUCUAUCGGAUCCAACUCGCGCGAAGGUAGCUUCGACUCUAUGGAUGAUGAGGACGACGACGAAGAGGCCCACUACCACCUAGGUGACCACGAUAUUGGAGAGGACAGCUUCGACGCCUCGCUCGAGGACACUGACAAGACGCCCGUCGUCGGCCCUGACGACUGGAGGCAGUCUGCCGAGCGCAUGGACGACCCCUUCGAGAGCAGCCCUAUGCCUGAGACCCAGCCUGCUCGCCUCGGCGGGCCGGCACACGUCCGUUCAGACUCUUCUACUUCUGAUCACCGGCCCCUGCCUCCGCUCCCCGGCAUGGGUGGAUCCCUCACUCGCAGCGACUCUCGUCUUAGCGACUCGAGGGGCUCACCUGGCCUGACGGCCACUGCUGAGAGGAUGCUGGGCGCUCAUCGCAGCCUGCCUUCGCCACCUCCUGCCGCCGCCGCUUCCAGCAAGUCGGAGAUCCAGAGCAUCGGCAACGGCAAGAUGUCGCUGGAGGAGAGACUGAAGCUUAUGAUGCUUUCGGACGAUCACAAGUCCGCCAACGAGCAGCAAAGAGAGCGUCGUCUCCGUCGGGGUGCUCAGCGUGAUAGGUUCCAGAGCCCCUCCUCCGAGACCGAGACCGCUGAGUCUAGCAUCCUCGAGGCUGAUGAGGAAGACGACACCAUUGGCGAUAUCUCCGCCCUUGAUGACUACGAGCUUCCGACUCGCAUCUCUCGCGAGUCAAUCCUUCGCCGUGUCAACACUGGCGAAACCGCACAGGACGGCGGUGACUACUUCUCAUCUCCUGCACCUAGCUCUAGCCCUGAGCGCGCAAGCCCGGAGCGUCGUCUGCCUUUGCCUCUCGACCCUGACGUUCCUAUCCCUUCCACAGAAGAUUCCAUUCUGGAGGAUGACGACGUCUCCGAUCUGUCGGACGAAGGCAGUGUGAUCAUUCACCGCGAUGAGGACACUGAUGCCGAGACCGAUUCCAUCACUGACUUCUAUCACCGCUCUGAUGAUGAGAACGAUGCCGAUUCGGCGAGCCACUACUCCGACGGCCCAGCCCGUCAGCCGGAGGUUACUCAAGUUGACGAGGAGAUUCUCACUCCUCGCGCUGCUAGCCCCCAGCAAGCAUUCCAGUCUUUCGACAUUGCCUCAGAGAUAAGGCCUCUUGAGCUCAAGUCUGACAAGACUGGCAAUACCCCUACUGAAUCACCUGUCGAGUCUCCUGUUGAGUCUCCUGUCGAUUCUCCUAUCGAAGCCCCCAUGGAAGCCCCUGCGAAGGAGCCUACACCCGAGCCUGUAGAGGUCGUCGAGCCUGUGUUCGAGAAGGAGCUCGACACAGAAGCCGAGGAGGAGAAGCCGGUUGAUUCUUCCGCCGAUCACAGAUCCAGCCUGCCAUCGAUGAGGGAUAAUGGCAAGGAGAACGAGUUCUCCAAGGGAUUGCAGUCUUUCAUGCUGCCUCCGCCUCCCGAACCAGCUGCAGAGGACCUGGACGAUCUUGAGCCGCCCCCCAAGAUGACUGACCUCCACUCUCAGUUCCGUCCCACCACCCCCAUCCAGCCCCAGGGCUUGUAUGACGGUUCUGGCUGGGGAGAACCGGAGGAUGAAUACGACGAUGAACCCGGUACGCCCGAGUCCGUCAUUCAUCGUCCGAUUGAGGACUCGGACGAGGAGGAGUACGAGGAGUCCAUCAACGAUGUUCCGUCCAUCAUCGAAGAGGAGCCUCUGGAGUCGCCUGCUAUUCCUGAGCGGCAGGCCACUAUCAAGGCUUCCGGCUCCAAGCUCAAGACGAGGCCGUCGAACACUCCCUCCGACAUCAUCGCCAUGCGGGAAGCUCGGCGUCAAGUUAGUCGCGAGGUGCCAGACAUUCCCCCCAUUCCUGAGCGUCACCGCAACAGACUGUCGCGGGAUCUCACGGAAGAGUCCGAUGUUGGUAAUGAUUACUAUGCUCAGAGGCACCCCAGCUUCAAGAAGCGUAGUCUUACCUUGGACCUCGACUUCGGUCUCAGUCUCGAUCAAGACUUCGACCGCGUUAUCGAACAACAAAAGGUUGCAUUUUCUCAGCAAGUUUAUGAAGCUUCCCUGAUUGCGAGUAGAAGCCCCAGCAGACAAGCGUCUAGGGCGACCGCAGCCAACCGCGAGAUCAUCGCAGAAGAAACAACGUCGCAGAAUGCUAACAUCAAAUCUCGAAAUCAGCGCGGAUAUCUCAUGCGUCAGAACACCAAGCUUGUCACCGCAAGUGACAAGGACACUGAGGCCAUGUGGAAGACUCGAUCGGCUGGUAACUCACCUGUCAAGGCUGAUCGACCCCAGUCAUGGACCGUCGAGCCCUGGAAUGGUAGGCCCAGACAGAAGAGUGUACGACGGUCGCGUGCCCACACGAGCGGACCGGCGCCACCUCUGCCUGGCCAGGAGAGCAACGCUCUCGCGCUGAACCCAUUGGCUGAGGAGGACCUCAACCCCGAGCUGGCGACCGAUGAGAGUGGAGAGCGAGGAAGACUCUUCAUCAAGGUGCUUGGCGUCAAGGAUCUUGAUCUCCCCAUUCCCAGAAAUGAGCGAACCUGGUUCAGCCUGACGCUCGACAACGGCGUCCACUGUGUCACCACGGCUUGGCUCGAGCUUGCUCGCAACGCCCCCAUUGGCCAGGAGUUCGAGCUUGUGGUGCCUAAUGACCUCGAGUUCCAGCUUACUCUGAACGUCAAGUUGGAGAAGCCUCUGCCAAAGAAGGUUGUUGUGCAGUCUCCUACUAAGACUAGCAAGCCCAAGACGUCUACCUUUAGCAGGGUGUUUGCGUCACCCAAGAAGCGUAAGGAGAUGGAGCUGCGCGCGCGUGAAGAGGAGGAGAGACAGGCCGCCCAGCAACGUGAGGCCCAGGCCAGGCAAAUGAAGGUUGCACCCACCGCCUGGGACCUUCUUUCCCCUCUCGCGGCAGAGGACGGCAGCUUUGCUCGCUCGUACGUCUGCCUCAAGGAGCACGAGUCCCGCUGCUACGGCCGUCCUUACGUUGUCAACGUUGCAUGCUUCAACGAGUGGGCGACAGAGGAAGCCGCUUUCGCUUCCAGUGUCAAGAGCAAGCGUGGUAACACCGCUGUCGUUCGCCGUGCUCCCUACAAGAUCGGAAAGCUCGAGCUGCAGCUUCUCUUCGUCCCGCGUCCUAAGGGGUCAACUGACGAUGACAUGCCCAAGAGCAUGAACUCUUGCAUCCGGGAGAUCAAGGCCGCCGAGGAGCGUCUCUCCAAGAACUGGGAGGGCCACUUGAGUCAGCAGGGAGGUGACUGCCCGUACUGGCGUCGUCGCUACUUCAAGCUUGUUGGCACCAAGCUGACCGCCUACCACGAGGCCACUCGUCAACCUCGUGCCACCAUCAACCUGGCCAACGCCAAGCGCCUGAUCGAUGACCGUCGGGCCCUGACCGAAAAGGAGACCACUGGCAAGAACGGCCGCCGCCGGAGGUCUGCGUUCGCCGAGGAGGAGGAGGGUUACAUGUUUGUCGAAGAGGGCUUCCGCAUCCGCUUCAACAACGGUGAGGUCAUCGACUUCUACGCCGACACCGCCGAGGACAAGGAGGGCUGGAUGCAAGCCCUCACCGACGUCGUUGGCCGCGGCGAAAGCACCGGGGACGACGACGGUGGAUCUCGCACCAAGGGCAAGUGGUGCGAGCUCGUCCUCAAGAAAGAGGAGGCGCUGCGACGCCGGGCGGAGGGCCGGCGAGUGCACUCGCGGACCAAGAGCACUUUCAACUAA
Colletotrichum karsti is the source of this 4653-nucleotide messenger RNA. Its product is annotated as GTP binding protein. Gene Ontology annotation, molecular function: GTP binding. The transcript is spliced from 4 exons. NCBI's taxonomy places the organism in Eukaryota, Fungi, Ascomycota, Sordariomycetes, Glomerellales, Glomerellaceae. Bases 1 to 4653 code for a protein of 1550 amino acids. The record is from RefSeq and is a predicted model, not a curated record.